Messenger RNA from Besnoitia besnoiti, 1761 nucleotides. RefSeq lists its product as uncharacterized. The transcript is spliced from 7 exons. The record is from RefSeq and is a predicted model, not a curated record. NCBI's taxonomy places the organism in Eukaryota, Apicomplexa, Conoidasida, Eucoccidiorida, Sarcocystidae. The coding region runs from base 1 to 1761 and encodes 586 amino acids.
AUGGACGCUGGAGUCGACUCUGCGCAGCUGCCGAGGUUUCCGGGCGUUUCUUUCGCCUCGGCUGCGGUUUCCCCUCUUCCUAACUCUCCUCUGUUUUCUUCGCCCUCUGAGCUCUUGUACAUUUUGUUUCCGCUCAUUGUUCUGUUUGUCUGUUUCCACGCCAUUAGCUCGAACUCGCCGUCUUCUCCGUCGCUCUCUAUCUCGGCCUCGAUUCGGGCCUUCCGCCUGCACCUGGCUACCGUCCAUCACACGCUUCCGUCUUCGUUUUUCUCUCUGACGACUUUCCUCUCUCCCUGUUUCCUCUCCCUGCUCGCUCCGUACCUCUCCUUCUUCGUGCUGCGUCUGCUUCCGCUCUGCUUCUCCGAGCCGCCAGUCCCGCCGAGCGCCGUCGCGAUCUCGUAUCGCGAUCUCUUUCUGUCGCCUGCAGUCUUUGCGCCGGCUGCGGAAGGCAGUACUGCGACGCCUGAGGACGAUGAGGCGCAGAGCAGCAGAAAUGCGCUCCGCGCGUUUGUCUCCUUCCUCCUUCCGGAGAAGAACUCUUACUCGCCGCUCGGGCGCUUCCUUCUUCACCCCUUCUACCUGUCGCCGACCUCCGUCGUCUUUUGGCUCUUUGCGGGGCCCUUCCUGCUCUACUCCUGUGCGCUCUACAUCCAGCAGAAGCACGUCGAGGCGAGCCGUGGCAUGUCGGUCGUCCACGAGCGCCGCGGCGACCUGGUGAUUUCCUCCUCGCCGAAAAUGCGCUCCAUCUUCACCAUUCUCAUCUGCCUGUACUUGCCCGGAGUCCUCAUGACCUGGGUUGUGACGCAGGUUUUCCCUUCCGCGUCGGCCGCCGUCCCCUACCGGUACCUCGGCAUUGAAGGCGCAGUCUACGCCCUCGCCUUUGUCGUCUUCUUCUACGACCCCGUGGUGUACAGCGGCAUGUUUGCAGAUCCUUCGAUUCAGUUUCCGCUGCCAUUCCACGUGCGCAGCGUAACGAUUGUGUUUGCCUUUACGCUCUUCCUCUUCUCGCCGCCGCCGGGGGACCUGGUUCUGCUUCUCUGCGGCGUGGUAUCCGCGAUCCUUGCCGUCGCGGCGACCUGUCUGCCGCCGUCGGUGGGCGUCGCGGGCGCGAUCGGUGGCGUCUCGUUGCCCAUCGCCUCGCUGGUUUUCGAGGAGCGAUUCGGUGCCCUCAAGCGCGCCCGCGUGGAGCACUCUCUCUUCUUCGUGCCCUACGCGCCGCAGACGUCCUUCGACAGCGCACCCGAGUGCUUCACCUGGACGGUCGCCGGCCUCGUCUUCGCGAUCGUCGGCGGCAUGGCUCUUGCUGGCCUCCUCUGGCGCGCCGGCGAGGUCAUCGAGGGUGCGGUCAACGCAGUCAGGGAUUCUGCAGGCGUACGCGUGCGGCUCACAUCUGUUGUCGUGAUGCUGGCGUUCACCUACCUUCCCUUCUCGUUUUCUUCGCUGCCGUCUCUCUCUGAGUUCGUCGCCGACCCUCUGCAGACCCUGCUCAGUCUGCCGUUCGGCGGGCCAAGUCUCUACGAGAUAACCUGCACUGAACGAACUGUGCUUCUGGGGUCGAUCGGCGCGAAGACCUUGGCGUUUUGGACUCCGUUUUUCGGCUUCAGCAAUCGAAGCCCGGCACUGAAGUACUUCAUCGGCCCGCUGCUCUGGUUUCUUCUCUUCGUUGGCAUGGCGAGCGAGCACUGGCGGCGCGUGGGCCCUGGUUUUCUGGGCACAGCGUUUGCCCUGUACUGUCUGUUUGCACUUCCGCGAGCCCAGUGA